AUGCCACCCUUGACAUUUUUCUGGGGUUCGAAGACAGAAAUUAUAUUCCCAGGCUGGCCGGGUGAGAGCUUUGGUGGUUACAUAUCAGCCUUGGUUUUAGUGUUUGUAAUAUCUCUGCUAGUCGAGUGGCUCUCGCAUGCCCGGCUGGUGAAGUCAAGCACCAGCAGUGUUGUCACGGCUGGGCUUUUGCAGACGCUCAUGUAUGCCAUCAGGGUUGCUCUGGCUUACCUGUUAAUGCUUGCUGUUAUGUCUUUCAAUAUCGGUGUGUUGGUGGCUGCUGUUGGCGGAUAUUCUGUAGGAUUCUUGGUUUUUGGUAGUCAAUAUAAGAGGACACGUGUGCAUCCAAGUGGCAAUUAUAUAAUAUCCUUUAUUAUAUGUAUUAACAGUUUCAUCCUCAUUUCAUCAAUUUUAUCAUCAUCAAAGCAAAACAAAAUGAGCAACCAAGAAGAAAACGAGACAGACUCAGCACCGAGUUCCAACUGGGCCGAGUUGACUCAUGUGUGUCUAUUGAACAUCCUCUCCCGACUCACUCUAACCCAGCGAUGGACCGGCCCCAUGUUCGUCUGCAGGUCGUGGUUCUCCGCCUGCAAGGACCCGGUUUUCCACUCGGCGUUCGAUCUCGAGACCCACUUCGAGUCACUCGCCGAGUCGCCUCGCUGGUGGACCCCCGAGUUCGAGAGGCGAAUCGACUCCAUGCUGCGGUCUGUUAUCGAAUGGAGUGAGGGGUCUCUCGUGGAAAUCAAAACCAGACACUGCUCUGAUCGCGCCCUCAGUUUCGCCGCUGAAAGGUGCCCAAACCUUGAGGUUCUUUCAAUUAAGAGCUGUCCCAAUGUAACUGAUAAUUCCUUGACUAGGAUAGCCUUUCGAUGCUCCAAGCUUAGGGAGCUGGACAUUAGCUAUUGCUAUGAAGUAUCUCAUCAAUCUCUGGCAAUUAUUGGCAGGAAUUGCCAGAAUCUUAAAGUUCUUAAGCGAAACCUUAUGAAUUGGGAUGCUUCCCAACAUGAGGGAAUUGUCCCUAAAGAGUAUCUAAACGCUUGUCCUCAAGAUGGAGACUCAGAAGCUUCUGCGAUUGCUAGAUUUAUGCCUAAUCUCGAGCACCUCGAACUUCGGUUCUCCAAGUUAUCAGCUAGAGGCCUUUGUUUAAUUUGUGAAGGGUGUUUGAAUAUGGAGUGUUUGGAUUUAUCUGGGUGCAUAAAUUUCACCAGUCGGGAUAUUGUCAAUACCACAUCCAAUUUGAAGAAUUUGAAGCAGAUUAUAAAGCCAAAUUUCUACAUUCCCAGGUCAGUUUUUCACACAGAUAGGUAUGGUCAUUGGAGGUUGUAUGAUGAGCGGUUCCAAACUGAUAUUUUCCGAAUUUGAUUGGCCAUGCUAUUCUCCUGGCAAAACUUCUUGCAUCUACUGGUCUUUAUAGUUCGCGACAAGAGGGUUCUAUAGCAAAUUAUGGCUUUUAUUUAUUUUCCUUGUAAAAUGCCAUGUCCAAUGCAUUUAUGCAACUGCUGGUUGAGCUGCUAUGAUAUUUGAUUUCUGCAGUAGUAUAUGUUGUGUCACAUUUCUGUAAUGUAAAUCGAUUCUAUUUGAUUGUAUGUUGGGUUUACUAGAUAUGUACUUCUCGGAUAUCUUGUGAAAUCUCUCUUUAUUGAAAAAAAUGGAUUAAUUAUCUUC
Molecule: messenger RNA, 1662 nt
Organism: Pistacia vera
Lineage: Eukaryota; Viridiplantae; Streptophyta; Magnoliopsida; Sapindales; Anacardiaceae
Product: F-box protein SKIP1
Exons: 3
Coding region: 1-1359 (452 amino acids)
Biological process (GO): copper ion transmembrane transport
Cellular component (GO): membrane
Molecular function (GO): protein binding; copper ion transmembrane transporter activity
Source: RefSeq, a predicted model, not a curated record